CGCCCCGGCGCCAUUGAUCCCAGCUGAAUAUCUCUUCUCCGCACAACGAGCCAACGAAACCGCCAAAAGCAAAAGCGUCAUCGUAAUCUCCCUCCGGCCGGCCUUUCUUGGCUCCGUCGUUUCUCGCCAAGCGAGUUCGAUCGCUCCAAAGACCUCAAAUUUCUGGUCGAUUAAUCUGCGUACCGGAGAGUAUAAACACCAUGGGGAAUCGCAAGAAGUUGCUGCAGUUUCUACGGCCGGACCCGGCGGUGGCGGCGGCCAAGUCGCCGUCCAUUUCUUCCUCCUCCUGCUCCGACGACGAAGACAACGACGACGCGCUCUCGCCGCUGCCGUCCCCGAUGGCAACGCCCAGCAGCACGCAGACCUCAGCCACGGCGUCGCCCUACGCCGCCUCGCCAUGGAUAAACCUCCCCGGCCUCCGCGCCGGCGCCGGCGACAACACGCCGGACCUGAAGACGACGACGGGGCUGCUCGGCUCCCUGGUGAAGCCAGACGGCCACGUGUACUCGCUGGCCGCGUCCGGGGACCUCCUCUACACGGGCACCGACUCCAAGAACGUCCGCGUCUGGCGCGACCACCGCGAGUCGUCCGCCGCCGGGUUCCGCUGCGGCAGCGGGCUGGUAAAGGCCAUCGUCGUCUCCCCCUCCGACGGCCGCAUCUUCACCGGCCACCAGGACGGCAAGAUCCGCGUCUGGCUCCCCAAUUCCUCUUCCGACAACAACAACAACAGCUUCAUCCAGCACAAGCGGGUGGGCUCGCUCCCGAGGCUGGGCGACUACCUGCGGAGCUCCGUGAUGCCGUCGCGGUACGUGGAGACCGGCCGGAGGAGGAAGAGCUGCGUCUGGCUCAGGCACUUCGACGCCGUGUCGUGCCUGUCCCUGGACGCCGCCGCCGGGGUGCUGUAUUCCGGGUCGUGGGACCGGAGCUUCAAGGCCUGGAGAGUCUCCGACUCGCGGUGCCUCGAGUCCAUGGUGCACGCCCACGACGACGCGGUGAACGCCGUGGCUGUUGCGGGCUUCGACGCGCUCGUGUUCACCGGCUCCGCCGACGGGUCCGUCAAGGUCUGGCGCCGGGAGCACCUCGAAGAAGUCGCGAGGAAGAAGAAGAAGAAGAAGAAGGGGGGGAAGACGACGAGGCACGUGAUGGAGCGCGUGCUGAGGAAGGGGGACAGCGCCGUGAACGGCAUCGCGGUGUGCGUCGAGGCGAGGGUGGUGUACGUGGGGUCCUCGGACGGCGCCGUGACCCACUGGCAAUGGCGCCGCGGCGGAGACGGCGGCGCCCCGCCGAGGAACGGCGGCGUGCUUCGCGGCCAUGGGAACAUGGCGGUGCUGUGCGUGGCCGUGGCCGGCGGGCGCGUGGUGGCGAGCGGCGGCGCGGACAGGACCGUCUGCGUGUGGCGGCGCGACGAGGGCGCGCAGCAUAGCAAGAUCGCCGUGCUCAAGGGGCACACGGGGCCCGUCAAGUGCGUCGCCAUGGACCUCGAGCUCGAGGACGAGGACCGCGGCCAUGGCGAUGGCGACGGGUACCGGCGGUGGGUGGUGUACAGCGGCAGCCUCGACGGGUCCGUCAAGGUGUGGCGCGUGUCCGACGCGCCGGACGCGAGCACGACGCCGACGCCGGCGCGCGCAUGGAACGGAUCACCGUCGCCGCCGCUGGCGGGCGCGUGGACGCCGUCCUCGCGGCUUCGGGGAUGAACGCGCGGGGCAAUGUAGAGCGCGCACGUGGAACCCGUGUGGCCGCGCGCGGUAGUCUGGCUAGCUAGGGAGUGAGUACGCAGUACGUAGGAUUGACUACGUGUAUGUACGCCGUAUUUACGUAUGCAUGUACGGUGUGGCGUAUGUUGAUUGAUUUGUUUUGUUUGAUUGUUUUCUGGAGGCCGGCGUGGGCCCGCAAAUGGAAUGGACGGUGGGAUGAUGUUGAUGGGCUUGAUUAUUUGUGGUGGAGAUUUGGUCGGUGAUCGAUCGGAGCGGCUGGUGGCGGGGGCCCGGCUGGGGAGACCAUGACUGCUGACUUGCUCAGAGAUCCAUUUGUACACUCUCUCGAGUAAGCAAAGGGGGAAUGGAUUUAAUUAGCUGUGACUUUCGGAGAUGUGAACGGUGUGUUUUCGUGUCUCUUUUGUGCGAGACAAAGUUGUCACACAAAGGUUUUGUUCUUGCUUUGCUUGUGUGAGAAGAAAAGAAGAAAAAUAUGAAGAGAUCAUAUUGGUGGUGUGGCCGGUUUGCUUUGCUUUCAUUCUAGCUAGGCCAUGCAUGUCUCAUCAGAUUUUAAGACUUUCGAGACGCAUUGAUUCCGGACGGUUGCUUCAUGUGAAGCAACUAAAGAUGUAGAUGCCUGUCGUUUGGGGGAUAAUUAAGCCUGAUGGACGUA
This is a messenger RNA of Brachypodium distachyon (stiff brome), 2367 nucleotides long. Its product is annotated as protein JINGUBANG. Gene Ontology annotation, molecular function: protein binding. Bases 201 to 1694 code for a protein of 497 amino acids. Lineage: Eukaryota; Viridiplantae; Streptophyta; Magnoliopsida; Poales; Poaceae. The record is from RefSeq and is a predicted model, not a curated record. The transcript has a single exon.